AUUUCAAGUGGUAUCAAGGCGUACAAGAACGAGACAUAAAAAUGUAUUUACCAUGAACUCAAACAUGCGUUUUUGUUGUGUAGUGUUAUUUGCAAUUUUUUCCUUUGGUCUCAUCAUUUCAUUACAUGCUGCGUCAUCCUCGGAUACGCCUCCCGCGAAGCGUAUUAAGUCCUCCGAAGAGGAGGUGGCGGAGAACGAGGUGGUGGGGGACAAUGAGCCCUUGAAUGAAGAGGCUGCGAGCGAGGCCUCGGCCGAUAAUGAUGAUCCAAUAGAAAAUAUUAAACGUGAACUUCAGCGUGACCCUUAUUUAAUGAGAUGUUUUCAAAGAGAUGAGGUUACUAAUAAAUAUAUCAGAGAAGAAUUGCAUCCAUUCUAUUUUGAUGUCGUUGAAGAAGCACAGGAAUUUAUAAAAAACGGUAAUGAGGCCGAAGCAAGAAAAAAUGUAACGACUGCAACAAAAGCUAUGGUUCUCGGAUUAAAGGAUGAUGCGAAUGUGAUCGUAGACGAAGAAUCCGUGGAUAAUUUAUGGGGAAAUUAUGAUCUCAGACCCGAUACAGAAGCGAGUAUUCUAAAAAAAAUAAAAGAUGCCGUCGAUAACUUUGUAAAUGACGUAAACAAGAAAAAUAAAUAG
Adelges cooleyi (spruce gall adelgid) is the source of this 631-nucleotide messenger RNA. RefSeq lists its product as uncharacterized. The transcript has 4 exons. Bases 53 to 631 code for a protein of 192 amino acids. NCBI's taxonomy places the organism in Eukaryota, Metazoa, Arthropoda, Insecta, Hemiptera, Adelgidae. The record is from RefSeq and is a predicted model, not a curated record.